This is a messenger RNA of Phacochoerus africanus (Common warthog), 585 nucleotides long. Its product is annotated as olfactory receptor 1J4-like. The record is from RefSeq and is a predicted model, not a curated record. Lineage: Eukaryota; Metazoa; Chordata; Mammalia; Artiodactyla; Suidae. Bases 1 to 585 code for a protein of 194 amino acids. The transcript has a single exon. Gene Ontology annotation, cellular component: membrane. Gene Ontology annotation, molecular function: olfactory receptor activity. Gene Ontology annotation, biological process: G protein-coupled receptor signaling pathway.
AUGUACUUCUUCCUCAGCCACUUGGCCCUCACAAAUGUCUCCUUUUUAUCUGUCACUGUCACCAAGAUACUGAUGGACAUGCAGAUUCAGGAUCAAUCCAUCUCCUAUGCAGAGUGUAUAGCACAGAUCUCUUUGUUCAUAGUUUUUGCUGUUCUGGACAAUUUCCUUCUCACCUCAAUGGCAUACAGUCAGUAUGUGGCCAAAUGUCACCCUCUCCACUACACCAACAUCAUGAGAGAGGGACUGUGUUCAUUAAGAGUAACUGUAUCUUGGCUUCUCUCCAGUGCUAUUGCCCUUUGUCAUACCUUCCUCCUGACCCAGCUCUCCUUUUGUGCUGACAGCAUCAUCCCCCAUUUCUUCUGUGACUUUGGUACCCUGCUCAAACUCUCCUGCUCAGACACAUCCCUCAAUGAGCUGGUCAUUUUCAUGAUAGGAGAGGGAGUCAUCACCUUCUCACUCAUGUGCAACUUGGUCUCUUAUGGCUGCAUUGGAGCUACCAUCCUCAAGGGUCCAUCCACCAAGGGCAUCUGUAAAGCCUUCUCAACAUGUGCUUCCAAUCCCAUUGCUGAAUCCCUUCAUUUAUAG